AUGACUAAUACUAAAUACCUUAUGGUUGGACUCUUUAACGCUGGCUCCCUGGGAACGCGACAUAAAGAAUUACUAGCGGCAAUGAUUGAUGUAAAUGUGGACUUAAUAGCUAUUAAUGAAACUUGGAUACGAGAAGGCGAAGAAGAACAUGCCCCUGCAAUACCCGGACACCAGUUUCGUCACAAUCCCCGAUCUUUAGAGAUAAAAGGAGGGCGUGGGGGAGGAGUAGGCUUUUCAGAAAAGACGACUGAAGAAGACGCCAGAGUCAUGAGGAAGAUCGCAGCUGACUGUGACCAGAGGAAGGAAGAACAUGAACCGGUUUGA
Danaus chrysippus (African queen) is the source of this 324-nucleotide messenger RNA. The record is from the annotation of a GenBank genome assembly. Lineage: Eukaryota; Metazoa; Arthropoda; Insecta; Lepidoptera; Nymphalidae.